AUGGCAGAGCAGUGUCAUCAGCAGCUAAUAUGCGGACACAUUCAAUCGUUAGAAGAGAAAAUAACGCUGUGCAAAGAGAAAAUAUCUUUGCCUCUGAUGGCAAGGAUGAUAGCCAACUGCUCCAUUUUGAUUGGCGGGUAUGGCAAUCUGCAGCACUGCAGAAGUUUACGUCAUAUCUGGUCCUUGGUCGAAGAAGCGACAAGCCUUCGCAGAACAGUACAGAGGGGAAAAGAUCCAGACUUUGACAUGGUUCUUCUAUACUUCGAUUGGGCUUUCAGUUUUUAUCUGUGUUUGGGAACUCUGGUAGACACGUUUAAAAGGCAGAUUUACCAGCCCCUACUGGAGAAGUACCAAGAGCAAAGGGGACUGGGAAAAGCCAAAGUGGACAGAUUGACACUGUCCUCACGACGGAGCCAGUUGUCUCCCUUUUCUUCAGAUAGCGGGUUCAGUGCGACGUCAUCUGGGCAACUUGUGACAGACAUGGAUACAAAUAUGACGAGCGUUCCGAGCGGAUAUGACAUCACUCAACAACGACCUUGUGCAGCGAUUGGCCAGUUGUAUGGGGAAUACGAAGAAUUAAAAGAACUGUACGAUUUUAAGGAAAUCGAACAGACGUUGGAACGUAUACAGUCGCUAUUGUCAAGUCUUGACAUACUGUUAAGUAGCGGAGACAUCGACGAAGAUUUGUUCAGCCCUGACAGUUUUGCGACAAUAUCUCAUUUCAUGAUAAAGCAGCCUGUUUUAAAUGUGCUGAGGUUGUUUCCGGAUGUCCUUAUUAAACUGGAAAAAGCCGCUUGGUUAGCAAAUAAAUGGGUACGGUUGAACGAAUCCAAGACAAACAGUGUUAUGGAGAAACUAGAAAAAUUGACAAAAGUUGAGAGAGCUUUGUCAACACGUGUGAAUAAAGUCAAGACAGAGGUUAACGUUAUGGAAGAACGGUUGGAGAAGCAGGUUUUGGAGUUGAACUCUUAUCUGGUUAGAGAACAAAAAGCCGGAGAGAUGAAAAUUGCCUUAUAUGAACUAGACACCAAGAUAGCUUUGUUGAAAACAGAGUUGGGUAAUGUAAGACAUGAAAAAAAGCAAAUCAAGCACUACAUAUUUCUUGCCAGCCGAAAGAACCAAUCAGCAUCGCUGAAACAACUUGAGAAUCACUAUCGUCGAAAUCAGUUACAGCGCUAUUCAUUGGCUGUUCGCAUAUCGUCUUUGUCCUACCAGCGCGCUAUAAUGCAGGACGAUCUAAAGACUGAACUCAAUUUAAACCCAUCUUACGUGGCUUUUACAAACUCAUCACAGGAGAUUUGUGACGAAUUGGAAACUUCAUUGAAUGCAAAGUGUAGAGAAGAGACCUUGUUACAAAGAGCGCUUGUAUUUAUAAGGGAAGAUCAGCAAUCGCUGUUGUCCAACAUGAAGGCGAAACCAUAA
Molecule: messenger RNA, 1422 nt
Organism: Liolophura sinensis
Lineage: Eukaryota; Metazoa; Mollusca; Polyplacophora; Chitonida; Chitonidae
Exons: 1
Coding region: 1-1422 (473 amino acids)
Source: RefSeq, a predicted model, not a curated record